CAGCAUCACGGUUCGAAUGUCAAACUCAUUGCAGCUACAACAUCGGUAGCCACCUUCGUUGUUCUGGUGACCACUGCACUCUAUCUUUUACUGAAGAAAAGAUAUAAUGAAGAAAUACAUUUGAAAGUUGAGAUGUUUCUCAAGACAUAUGGCACCUCCAAACCCACAAGGUACACUUUCUCUGAAGUUAAGAAGAUAGCAAGACGGUUCAAGGAAAAAGUAGGCCAGGGUGGAUUUGGAAGUGUUUACAAAGGACAGCUACCAAAUGGUGUACCAGCGGCCGUCAAGAUGUUAGAGAACUCUACAGGCGAGGGAGAAGAUUUCAUCAACGAAGUAGCAACCAUUGGACAAAUCCACCAUGCAAAUAUUGUCCGCCUCCUGGGAUUUUGCUCUGAAGGAACAAGACGCGCGCUUAUUUACGAAUUUAUGCCUAACGAGUCAUUGGAGAGAUAUAUAUUCUUGCAUGAUUCCAGUAUUUCCCAAGAGCUUCUAGUACUUCACAAAAUGCUAGAGAUUGCUAAAGGCAUUGCUAGAGGAAUGGAGUACCUACAUCAAGGAUGCAACCAGCGCAUCCUCCAUUUUGACAUCAAACCUCACAACAUCUUGUUAGACUACAGCUUCAAUCCAAAAAUUUCGGAUUUUGGCCUUGCUAAGUUGUGUGCAAGGGACCAAAGCAUUGUUACCUUGACUGCAGCAAGAGGCACAAUGGGCUAUAUUGCCCCAGAGAUAUAUUCUCGGAAUUUUGGUGGGAUAUCAUACAAGUCAGAUGUUUACAGUUUUGGCAUGCUGGUGUUAGAGAUGGUGAGUGGACGAAGGAACUCAGACCCUGGUAUUGAGAACCAAAACGAGGUUUACCUCCCACAGUGGAUCUACGAGAGAGUAAUCGCUGGGCAAAACCUGGUACUUAAUAGGGAUACUACAGAAGAGGAGAAAGAAAAGGUGAAGCAGAUGGCCAUUAUGGCACUCUGGUGCAUUCAGUGGAACCCCCAAAACCGUCCAUCAAUGACAAAGGUGGUAAACAUGCUAACAGGAAGGUUGCAGAAUCUACAUAUACCACCUAAGCCGUAUAUCUAGUCUAAAUCUGAAUGCCAUCCUAUGACAUAAAACAUGGAGGUCUUUUUUUUUUCAAGUGUACCGUGAUUUAGCAAGCAUGGUCAGGAGUUAUGCUUAAUUUCACAUGUGAACAUCUGAACAUUGUAAUGCAUAGACAUAGAAUGUAUUUAGAUCAUUCCACUGUAUCACGUCGCAUGAGUGUGCCUUUGUCAGUCUUUGCUGUGUAAUAACUUAAUCUGAAACAUAUCACAUCGAAUUUGAUUUCCAGUGUCAUGGUU
Molecule: messenger RNA, 1331 nt
Organism: Panicum virgatum (switchgrass)
Lineage: Eukaryota; Viridiplantae; Streptophyta; Magnoliopsida; Poales; Poaceae
Product: rust resistance kinase Lr10-like
Exons: 4
Coding region: 133-1074 (313 amino acids)
Biological process (GO): protein phosphorylation
Molecular function (GO): protein kinase activity; ATP binding
Source: RefSeq, a predicted model, not a curated record